CAUCCUCAAAGAGAAAUUGGAAAUUAUUUUUUGAACAAACAGUCUGAAGAGAUCGGCAUACAAAAUGCCGAAAACAUCCAAGACCGGCGUUGCGAAAACAACAUCCAUAGAAUCAAUGUCAACGAAAUCAUCAAAAGAUUCGCAACGAUCCACAUCCAAGGACAACAGAAUCGGUUAUCGAUGGUUUUGCAAGACCAUUUCGAAUUUGCUCGGAAUUUUCGAUACGAAAUAUGCUGAAGAUUUAAUCGACGAACAUUCGGAACAAAUUAAAGGAUUUUUCGAUGAUGAGUUCACACAGAAUGCCGACAUUGAUAAACAGAUACUGUUUCUCUGGCGGACGUACUACGACAAAAUGGUUGAGGAAACAAUUACCGUACUGGAGGAAGUCGAACCACCCGCACCUGUCGAAACACCAUCUGUGAAAAAGGGUAAAGGCAAAGGAAAAGGAAAAAAGUCCAAAGAAGCUGGAUCAGAAGCGGGUUCAAAGCCACCAACUCCAAGAGCUAAGGACGAAAAGAGUGGUAAAGGUGGUAAGGGUGGCAAGAAAGGAAGAGGAAAACCACCAGCCAAACCACCAUCACCUGUAUAUGUUGAAGUGAAAAAAAUUAUUCAAACGUACGUCAAAACUCCAAUCAUUCAUUGCCACUUUGGACCGAUGGCGCAAGAAGCAAUGAAUCCGAACAUAAACUACCUGUACAUCAUUAGGAAAUCCCAUUCUUCCAUAGAAUCAUUCAAUUCGUAUGAAGAAAGUGCGGCUGUUAUGCCACAAAGAUUGAUAUUCGGUACAAUCAAGGGAAACUUAAUUCACACGCUGAAAACGAUUGUGCAAGACAUUUUCCCCAUCGUAAUCGAUUCUCAAUUUCGUGAAGCGGAGACCGCACAGAACAAAACUCUGCUCGAUCGAGAUGAAAACGUUGAAAUGGACGAGACUGCCAUCAAGUCUAUCGACACAUCUAGGCCAUCAGAUUUCCGUUUCAAGGCGGUGACAUCAGAGAGGGCCUAUCAAGAAAUGAUUACUGAAAAGGUUGUCGAACCUGUACCGGUUAGAGAAGAAUCGAAAGUACCCGAAGACAUGGACUCCGAUGAAAGCAGGCCGAUGUCAGAAGAGCCAAAGGAAUUUUACGACAUCGAAGACGAUUUGAGUGAUGAUGUGGCUCAACAGGAAGAGCCUGAAGAAGCAGGAGUUUCUCCGCGAUGGUCAUGCCUUUUAUCGGAAAAGGAAAUUAAUGCUGAGAAGGGCAAACGAAGGACUCGUUACACAGACGUCAAGAAGGCACCGAUACGAGAAACCCUGGACAUUCAUUUAGAGAAAUUUUCCCGUUCUGUCGAAGGAACCAUGGAUAAAUCUGAGAAGACUUUCAAUUUACCAACGGGCUAUAACUUGCCCGGACAAGAGUACAUAUCCAACGAAGAGGACAAAGACAAAGUACAAAUCGAUUGCACAACAGCUAAUCCAGAUGACUAUACGCUGGAUGAAAUGGAAGAUGUGGUCAAGGGUUGGAUUCGACACAUUAGUAAAGUGCUGAAGACUGACAAGACCACAGAGUUAUGCGACGAAAGUCCGAUGACAGAGUAUGACAAGUGGAUGAGACAGGAAAGAGAGUACAAAAACAUUUUGGAUCAAUUAAAAAUUUCAUUUGUGCAAGCCGCUCUGAAUCGACUCGAAAGCGCCAAUUCAACUCUCGUUCCCGAAUGGAAACAGUGCAUUACGUCACUGGCAGCAGAGUAUGAAAUUUCGAAGGAAAACUCUCAGCAUUUAUCCUUGAUUAUCGAGUAUUUGAGGAAAAUACGUUACCAAGAUGAUUUCGCUUACAUUCAAUUACUCCUGCCCAAAUUGCUGGUUCGUCUGCGCUAUAUAUGGACCAUGUCCAAUUAUUAUUGCUACGACGAGCGAAUGGAAAGUCUGCUGUACAAAAUAUCCUUCCUAUUCACCGACAAAGUGAAAGAGAUAAUAAAAUUGAAUAAGAUUUUCGGUUACAAUGCCGCCGACGCGUACAAUUUGUCAAGCGGUUGCAAUAAAUUGUUGUUGACUUGGAAAUUAUCCUAUAUGCAUACGAGAGCGUUCAUUGAAAAUACAAAAGUUGGUUCCCGAUGGGAAUUCGAUCAGAAAGUUCUGUUCUCCGGUGUGGUUCAGUGUGCCCGUAUCAGCGAGGAUAUUGCCAACAUUUCGAAGAUUUUCGUUGAGUUUGAGAACAUCUUCGGUCCGUACCUCAAAUCCCUUGUAUCCGAUCCGGACGAAAUUGAUCAAAUGCUGAAAAAAAUUUACAAAUUGGUUGAUUACAUUGUGAAAAUUGAUUAUGACAUUUUCAAUCCGGGCAAUUUGGAAAAUUGGGAAAAUACGCUGGAAUUAUUCUACGAAAAAUUGACAAAAAUUGAAAAGGAAUCAAUGGCAUUGUUGGAUGAAUGCAUCAACAAUUUACGCAAAGCUGAACAGGGAAUGUCUCUCAUAAAAGACAUGGCUAGAAUGAACACCAGACCAUCGUUGGUACAUUUUAUGUCACUUAAGACGGACGAAGUUUUACGGAAAUUUGUAACCGAAAUCGGAACCAUCGAAAAUACAUUUCUGCAAUUUUGUAAGAGUCCACCAACACCGAGAAAUCGUCCGCCGUACAUCGGUUCCAUUGAAUUCACUCGCAACUUGUUCGAUGAAUUGGAGAAUUCGGUCAUUUCGUUUAAAAAAUUCGAUGAUGAUCCGGCCAUGCAAUGCAGUUUGGUGAGACGGUCCGCCUUCAAGGAAUGCUAUGAUUUGCAGAAUGUAAUGCUGGACUUUGAACGGAGUUCGUACCAGAACUUUUUGGACAAUGCUACGAAAGCAGUUGAGAGGAUAUUGCAGCAAAAUAUUUUGAUCGUGAAGAUUCAUGGAACGAAGCUGAAGGUCAAAUCAAAGAAGAUUGUGAGAUUGCCAUCCAUUGGGGAAGCGGAAACGGAGACGGAAGCGGCUAACGGCAAAAAGGUCACGGCAAAGGACAAUGAAAAGGAUCACCGAAAGACCAACAUUGCGAAAACAAAACAGAACAGUGACGAACUAGUUUCCGCCAGGACGGAAUUGGAACAUCAGGACUUGGCCGAUGCCAGAUUGUUUCUGGCAACCAACGAUAAAACGAACGUCACGAAAUACAAGCAAGCUAAGUUGUUGGUAGAGUGUCACGAUCAACAAAAUUUACCUACGUGGGAGGAGCUGAUUGGUGACUCUAUUCUAAUGGAUUUGAAUUUAGAUUUCGCCGUUAACUAUUCGUCUGAAUUCCAUGAUCUUAUCAUCGAGGCACAAGAGUUUCGAAACUUUGGCUUCAGUCUGAACCGUACUCUACGAAUGGCAAUCAUGCGUAAACGCGCAUUGUUUGACGAUGUCGAACAGUUAACUUUGAUGAUCAAAGCGUACAGGAGUGUUGUUAAGAUGCUUUUACCAGCAGAGAUCCAAAUACUCAAAGAGCACCUUUUCAAAACGGAAUCGAAAAUACAGGCUGGCCUGGGACGUUACACUUGGCAGUCCAUGAACAUCAGGCAAUUUUGUGAGAAAUGCCAACUGCAUAUCAAAUCAGUGAAUGCGAUGGUUUACCAGAUACGAAAUUUUGCGGUAGAAAUUCGUCGAAGUCUGAUGGAAGUCGAAAAAUUCUCCCUGUUUUCGCUGAACAAUUUCAACGAGACAGCAACGGAACCAAACGAAUUGACCGUUCUUCCGUGCAAAGAGUUCUAUCGCGAGUUAGAUUCCGUGCGUACCGUUAAAGUGGCCCGGAUGAAAAAGAUUUUCGAUUCGAUCGGACCGACUCUGAUCAAAUUGGAGAGCAUCAUACUGAACACGUACACGGGCGAAUCGAACAAAAUGAAACAGUCGUACGUGUUCUGGGAACGAGAAAUGUACAAUUCGCUAAUCAAGUUCACAACGUGCAAUCUGGAAAAUUUUAAGGCAGCGUUGCAGAGCGAAAGGGCGAUGUUUCAGGUGGAUGCUGUUUUAACAGCGCCUGAUAUUCAGUUGAAACCGACAGCAUCGGAAUGCCAUAACAUAAUCAUCUAUUCGGUUAAGGAUUUCUUGGAAAGAUUAAAACAUUUCUCUCGUUGGAUGAAUGGUACUUGCAAGCCAGUCUCUUCCGUGAAGGACGCAAUUGAAUUUUCUUUCUUCGAAGACGUCAUUCAGAUUUCCCAGAUCAGUGACAUCGUAUCCCAUUUACAUAAGUUGUCCAGAGGCCUCGUCACCGAUGCACAUAACUACUUAACGUCAUGGUACCGCUACAAAUACCUAUGGACACUGGACAAGAACACAACAUGCGAAAAAUUUGUUGCCCGAGAUCUACCACUGUCCAGAUUGAACGACAAUUUCAUUUUUUACGAACAAAUUGUGAGCGAUCUGCGACAUUCUAGCCAGUAUCAUGACCUGUGUUGCAUCCGAAUUAAUUUGAAGCCACUCUAUGAUAGCAUCUGCAGUCAUGCGUUUGAAUGGCGUGAUACAUUGGGACGAAUACUCACUGAUCGCAACAAUCUAAAUUUGUACAACCUGAAGGAACACAUUAAGGCGUUAAGACGAGAUCUCGAUCUCAACAUACAAGGUCUUGUCGACUUCAAAAUCGUCAUGUCAACCAUAGCUCUGAUCCAAGCCACUCGGCUGACGGUGGAAUUGCAAAUUCGUGAAAUGCAAGAAACGUACGCAAUGCUCGACGAACAUAAAAUAAAGUUCGACUACACGCAUACGAUCACAGCGUACGAUUUGGAGAAGCGUUGGAAGGAAUUGUACCAUUUAUCGUUGAAGCGGAACGUAGCGUUACAGCCAACGAAGCAGGAAUUCGCAGACAUGACUUGCGUGGAAAUUUCAACAUUUGCUAAUGAUCUGGCGAAUUUCUUGGAUAAAUUCAAAAACGAAGGUCCCGGAUCUGUCGGAGACGACUUGGAAAAGGGAAGCAAACUCAUGGAAGGAUAUGGACGUGAUAUUGAUUUCUUCGAAGAACAAAGAGUCUCGUUAGCCAAAGCGGAAAAAUUGUUCGACAUGCCAAUGUCGGAAUAUGCGGAAUUCGCUCAGUGUAAACAGGAUUACGAGGGAAUGAAACACGUGUACGCCCUGUACAAACAGCAGAAAAUUGCCGUCAACAAUUGGGGGAAGAUACUGUGGUCAUUCCUAAACCCGAACCAACUUAUCGAAGGCAUUGAGGUGUACAUGAAAGACUUCAAUAAGCUUGAGAAAGCGGUUCGUCAAUUGCCGGUCGGUAUAACCUUACGGAGGAAAAUGAAACAGUUCAAAGACUCUGUGCCCUUAAUGGUGAGCUUAAAGCACGAGGCUAUGCGGGAGAAGCACUGGGAAAAGCUUAUGGAGAAAACCGGAAAAUUCUUCAAUAUGCAAGCGGACACGUUCACCCUAGACAACAUGUUUUCGAUGGAACUGCACAAGUACCAGUCGAUUGCUGAAGAAAUCGUUAAUUAUGCGGUGAAGGAAUUUGCCAUCGAACGUGAUUUGCAGGAAAUCACCAAAGUUUGUGAAAGUUUCCGCUUUACCGUUACCAAACACUUUAGAGGCUCUGACCAGCGGGGAUUCAUAUUGGGAGCAGUUGAUGAAGUGACUGCAGCCAUAGAGGAUAACAUCAUGACCUUACAGUCAAUGGUGGCCUCUCAAUUUAUUGGACCUUUUCUUCAAGCUGUUCAGAAAUUAGAGCGAGCGUUGUCGUUGGGUAUAGAGAUAAUUGACGAAUGGUUGGCCACACAACGCAAAUGGUGCUAUCUGGAAGGGAUUUUCGUUGGUGGUGAUAUUCGGGCACAAUUACCGGACGAGGCACGGAAAUUUGACGACAUAGACAAAUCAUUUCAACGAAUCAUGAACGCGUGUGAAGCGAACACGAUGGUUCUGUCGAUGUGCGUCCCGGAGAGAUUAACCGAAUUUCAAAUGCUGAGCGCCGGAUUAGAAAAUUGUCAAAAAUCGUUGAAUGACUAUCUGGAUUCGAAGCGGCGCAUAUUCUCUAGAUUCUAUUUCAUUUCCACCGACGAACUGUUAUCGAUAUUGGGCAGCAGCAGUGCGGAUUGUGUUCAAGAGCAUAUGAUCAAAAUGUUCGACAACAUAAAAAGUCUGAAAUUCGUCGAAAGAAACGACGGUGAUGUUCUGGCCACAGCGAUGGUGGAUAGUGUCGGAGAAUUUAUGGACUUCCGUGAGCCUGUGAUCGCUGUCGGUCGGGUCGAAAAUUGGAUGAAUUCGAUAUUAGCCGAAAUGCGAAAAACCAAUCGUUACGUGACGAAAAAGGCGAUCUUUGAGUUUGGGAAGAUACGCGAACGUUCCCGAGUCGAUUGGAUUUUCGCCUACCAGGGCAUGGUUUGUCUGGCCGCUAAUGCUGUAUGGUGGACGGCUGAAGUGGAAGAGGUCUUCGCUAAAGUGGCAAAUGGCCAGAGAAGUGCAAUGAAAGACUUUUUGAAUCAACAGAAUAAGCAAAUCGAUGAUUUGGUCAUUACCGUACGAGCCGAUCUAAGCAGAAACGAUCGGCUGAAAUUCAAAACCGUCAUUACGAUCGACGUGCAUGCUCGUGAUAUAAUCGAACAAUUUGUGCGGGACAACGUACUGGAUUCGGAAGAAUUUGCUUGGGAGAGUCAGAUUCGAUUUUACUGGAUGAACAAAAUUGAUAAUCUGAUCGUUACUCAGUGCACCGGAAGUUUCGAUUAUGGCUACGAAUACAUGGGUCUAAAUGGACGACUCGUGAUAACACCAUUAACUGACAGAAUCUACCUAACUAUCACACAAGCUUUGACAAUGAAAUUGGGUGCUGCACCUUCGGGUCCAGCAGGUACUGGCAAAACGGAAACCACCAAAGAUUUGGCCAAAGCUUUAGCACUGUUGUGCAUCGUCACGAAUUGUGGCGAAGGCAUGGAUUACCGUGCAGUCGGAACAAUAUUUUCCGGAUUGGCUCAGUGCGGUGCGUGGGGUUGUUUUGACGAAUUCAAUCGCAUUGACAUUUCGGUGCUGAGUGUGAUAUCGACUCAGUUACAAAAUAUUCGAACCGCUUUGCUAAUGAAAGUCGACAAAUUCUUUUUUGAAGGCUCGGAAAUUUCAAUAGACUCAAAGGUUGGCAUUUUUAUAACAAUGAAUCCGGGAUACGCUGGCAGAACGGAACUGCCUGAAUCGGUGAAGGCGCUAUUUCGGCCGGUAACUUGUAUAGUGCCGGACAAAGAGUUGAUUUGCUUGAUAUCAUUGUUUUCGGAUGGAUUUUUAACGGCAAAGAUCCUGGCUAGAAAGAUGACAAUUUUGUACAAAUUAGCUCAAGAUCAGUUGUCGAAGCAAAACCACUAUGACUGGGGUCUACGCUCUCUAAAUGCUGUGCUAAGAAUGGCCGGAUUGAUGCAAAGAAAGAAUAAAGAUUUCACCGAAUCCGUUGUGCUAAUGAAAGUAUUGCGUGACAUGAACUAUCCGAAAUUCAUUUUCGAGGACGUUCCACUCUUCAUUGGAUUGUUGAAGGAUCUCUUUCCGGACAUCGAUUGUCCUACGGUAGGAAAUCCAGAAUUUACUGCUGCUGUUAAAGUUGUGUUAGAACGAGACGGAUAUGUUGGAAUGAGCGAUCAGGAAGAUAAAGUCCUUCAACUGUAUGAAACAAUGAUGACUCGACAUUGUACCAUGCUGGUCGGACCAACAGGUGGUGGAAAAUCGGUUGUACUUACAGCACUUAUAAACGCGCAGUGUCAUCUGGGACUACCAACAAAAUGUAUUUAUCUCAACCCGAAGGCAUGUUCGGUGAUUGAAUUAUAUGGUUAUUUGGACAUGGCCACAAGAGACUGGGUUGACGGAUUAUUUUCCAACAUAUUUCGUGAGAUGAAUCGACCAAUUGAACAAGAUGAACGUCGCUAUGUGUGUUUCGAUGGAGACGUUGAUGCCUUAUGGAUCGAAAAUAUGAAUUCUGUUAUGGACGAUAACAAGCUGCUAACCCUUGCAAACGGUGAACGAAUAAGACUUGAAAAUUAUUGCGCACUGCUGUUUGAGGUUGGCAAUCUCGUGUAUGCGUCACCAGCAACGGUGUCGCGUGCUGGCAUGGUUUAUGUGGAUCCCAAAAAUUUGGGAUACGAACCGUAUUGGAAACGAUGGAUUCGUACGCGCAAAACUGAUGAGGGGCAGACGUUGAAUUUGCUGUACGAAAAGUAUGUACCAGCCUGUAUGGAUUUUGUUCUUGAAGGUGUUGACGGUAACCUCCAGGGAAAUCCUCUGAAAUCCGUUAUUUAUCAGACAAACUUGAAUAUGCUGAGCCAGUUGUGUCACAUUUUUGAUGCUUCGCUACCAGUGCAAAAUGACGAUGAGCCAUACGAAAACGAUUUCCUGGAAUGCUGUUUCAUCGAGGCAAUUUAUUUGUCAUUGGGAGCGACAUUAAUUCGACGAGAUCUGCUUGUUUUCGAUGAAUUCAUUAAAAGACAAAGAGGUAUCAUGACCGUUGAAGACACCGCUGAUAAGCCAGCAAAUUCAUUUCAAACUCCAACUGCUAAGGAAUCUCUGGCUGACUAUUUUUUCGACAAAGAGAAAAAGUGUUGGAUUGCAUGGGAUUGGAUAGUUCCGCAAUACAUUCACGAUAGAUCAUGCAAAUUUAGCGAAAUUCUCGUUCCAACGGCGGACACAUUGAGGAAUCAAAAUAUACUGAAUAUGAUGAACAGAAUUCAUCGACCAGUGCUUUUGAUCGGCGAAAUAGGAACCGCUAAAACUGCUAUUAUGACGAGUUAUUUAAAGCAAUUGGAUGCGAACGUUUAUACGGUCUUAAAUCUAAAUUUUUCAUCUCGUACAUCCUCGAUGGACGUUCAACGAACCAUCGAAACUUCAGUGAAGAAGAGAUCGAAAAAUAUAUUCGGUCCGCCGAUUGGCAAGAAACUGGCAGUGUUCAUAGACGAUAUGAAUAUGCCGAUUGUCGAUACUUAUGGAACGCAACAACCGAUUGCUCUUUUAAAACUGCUUUUCGAACGUGGCGGAAUGUUUGGCCGAGAUAAAAGUCUUAAGUGGAUGGUAUUCGCAGAUUUGGAAUACUUUGCAGCAAUGGGUGUGGCUGGUGGUGGGCGUAACGAAGUUGACACGCGAUUUAUUUCGCAAUUUGCUGUCUUCGAUGUGCAUUUUCCGCACGAUAGUACCGUUCAGCAUAUCUACAGUUCCAUUCUUCGUGGUCAUGUGAAUGACUAUGAGCCAGAAAUUAGAGACGUUGCUGACACGCUGAUUCAAAUGACAUUGAAAUUGUUUAAGAUUGUGAUCGCAGAACUGCCACCGACACCAUCCAAAUUUCAUUACAUUUUCAAUUUGAAAGAUUUAUCGAGAAUUUGUGCGGGAAUGUUGUUGAUCGAUUCGAAAAUGUUCAAAUUACCCAGGCAGUUUGUUCGCGUGUGGCGCAAUGAAUUUACCAGAGUCAUUUGUGAUCGUCUGGUUGACGAUAAGGACCUACAUCUCGUUCGAAAUCACAUCGAAGGCGAAGUGAGAAGAGUAUUUCCUGCGCCAGAUAAAGUCGAGGUUAUUCAAUUAUUGGAUGAUGAUGAAAAUGAUGAAAUCACUCCCGAAGAACCGAUCUACGACUAUGCAUUACGCGAUCCGCUACUCUUCGGCGAUUACCGAAAUGCUGUAAACGAGUCUGAACCCAGAUUCUACGAGGAUUUGUUGGACUAUGAGGCGAUUCUGUUCCUGUUCCAAGAGAUCCUGGACGAAUACAACGAACGACAUUCGAAUAAAUUGAGUCUGGUUCUGUUUGAAGACUGCUUGGAGCAUCUGACUCGCGUGCAUCGAACAUUGCGAAUGCAUCGCGGGCAUGUGCUUCUUGUGGGCGUAGGUGGAUCGGGAAAGAAAUCAAUUACACGACUUGCUGCAUUCGCAGCACAAUGCGAAGUGUUCGAAAUUUCUCUGACUCGCGGUUACAAUUUGACGAAUUUCCGGGAAGAUUUGAAAAUUCUGUUCAAUAAAACCGGGGUCGAUGAUAAGAAAACCGCGUUCGUUUUGUCUGCGGCUCAGAUUGCCGACGAAGGUUUCCUGGAAUUGAUAAACAAAAUUUUGAGCAGUGGGGUCAUUUCGGCACUGUUUGCGGAUGACGAAAAGGAAGCCAUAAUCGGUUCUUGUCGCAGUAAAGCAGCGGCAGCCGGAUAUAAUCCUGCAAGGGACAGCGUUUGGUCAUACUUCCUAAACAAAUGCUCGGAAAAUUUACACAUCGUACUGUCCAUGUCCCCGUCCGGCGAAUCGUUACGCAAUCGUUGUCGAAACUUUCCCGGACUCGUCGGGAACACGUCAAUCGAUUGGAUAUUCCCGUGGCCCGAACAGGCUCUAUUUUCAGUGGCUACCAAAUAUUUGGGCGAACAUCCCAGCAUUUCGGAAUUGUACAAACAGGAUAUUGUCGAGCAUGUGGUCCACGUGCACAACAGUGUGCUCUAUUAUACGCAGGAGUAUUUGCAGAGCGUUCGACGCAAAAAUUUCGUAACUCCGAAGCACUAUUUGGAUUUCAUUGGCACGUACUUGCGGUUAAUAGCGGAAAAGAAUCUGUUCAUCACAUCACAAUGCAAUCGUCUUGCCGAGGGAAUUGGUAAGAUUGAAGAAGCCGCUGAACAGAUCGAACAGUUAAGCACUCUGGUGGAAGAGCAGCAAAGAGAUGUGAUAACAGCAGCCGAAAGUUGCGAGAAAAUGCUUGAAGGAAUUCAGAAAUCCACUGACAGGGCAACACGUAAAACCGAAGAGGCAUCCAAGAAACAAAUCGAAGUGGAACAAUCGAAAAAGAUCAUCACCAUUGAAAAGGUGGAGGCCGAAGAAGUAUUAAAGGAAGCGCUACCAGCUCUGGAGGCUGCCAGAACUGCACUAAAUAGGUUAGACAAAGGGGACAUAACUGAAAUUCGAAGUUUUGCAACGCCACCUGCAGCCGUUCAAACAAUAUGUGAAUGCAUUGUAAUCAUUAAGGGCUUGAAGGAGGUGUCAUGGGCAUCAGCCAAAUCUAUGAUGUCAGAAGGUGGUUUUUUGAAGGGAUUAACCGAAAUGAAUUGCGAUGCGAUCACACCAAAACAAGUGACGAAAUGCCGAAAUCAUAUGAAGACUAACAGUAAAUUGGAUGAAAUGAAAAGCAUUUCGAAAGCUGGUUACGGCCUAUACCAAUUUGUGCUAGCAGUGCUUGGAUAUUGCGAUGUAUACAAAGAGGUAAAGCCGAAGAAGGAACGUGUCGAGGCUCUUGAAUCCGAACUGGCCACCCAGAUGGAAAUGCUGCAGAGAUUCCAAACGGAAUUGGAUCAAUUAGCGAAAACGUUAAAUGAUCUGAACGAACGAUACGCAACGGCGAUGAAAGAAAAACAGGAAUUGCAAGAUCAACUGGAUGAGGCACAACGGCGAUUGCAAGCGGCUGACGCUUUGAUAAACGGUCUUAGCUCGGAGAAAGUCCGCUGGUCAGAAGAUCUGAUUCGUUUGCAUGACGGUAAAAAUAAGAUAAUUGGAACGUGCCUGGUGGCGGCCUCUUUCUUGGCCUAUACGUCUGCAUUUUCGUGGGAAUUCCGUACGAAAAUGGUAUUUGACGAUUGGCUUUCGAGUGUCGUCGAGAGAAAAAUUCCGAUUGCUCUACCGUUCCGAAUCGAAGAGACUCUGAGCAGCGAGGUGGAAACGAGCACUUGGAAUUCGGAAGGGCUACCGUUCGAUGAAGUCUCAAUACAAAAUGGAAUUUUGACCAUGCGAUCGUCGCGCUAUCCAUUGUGUAUUGAUCCACAACAACAGGCGCUGAUGUGGAUUAAGAAGCGUGAGGGGUCCAACUUAAAAGUCUUGUCCUUCUACGACAAAGACUAUUUGAAACAAUUGGAGAUGGCAAUCAUUUAUGGCUUCCCCGUUCUGUUCCAAGAUGUCGACGACUACAUUGAUCCAUCGAUCGACAAUGUGUUGGAGAAAAAUAUCCAAACUAAAUCCGGUCGAUCAUUCUUCAUAAUUGGCGACAAAGAGGUUGACCUCAACGAAAACUUCCGCAUGUAUUUGACCACAAAGCUUUCAAAUCCGAAUUUCGAUCCGGCUGCCUAUGCAAAGGCUACCGUAAUCAACUAUUCGGUCACACUGUCCGGCUUAGAAGAUCAACUUUUAAGCUUUGUCGUCAAAUACGAAAGACCGGACUUGGAAGAGCAACGAGAAAAUUUGAUAGUCGAGACCAGUUCGAACAAACAACUACUUCAGAAACUCGAAGACUCGUUGCUGCUGAAGCUCACUACAACAACCGGUAAUAUGCUCGACAAUACGGAACUGGUUGCAACGCUUUAUAAUACCAAAGAGAAAGCUGCCGAGGUGACUGAACGCAUUAACUUGGCCGAAGAAACAGCCAAAGAGAUCAAGGAACUUAGAGAGGGAUACCGUCCAACCGCCAGUUGUGGAGGAAAUCUAUUUUUUGUUAUAUCGGACAUGGCAGCUGUAGACUCCAUGUAUCAAUCGUCGUUGAACUCAUAUCUGACCGUUUUUACGUCAUCACUGAGGAAAGCUGUUCCGAAUGUGAUACUACAGCGACGAUUGACGAACAUCAUAAAUACCCUGACCGCCAAUGUGUACGAAUACGGAUGCACUGGAAUAUUCGAGAGACACAAGGUGCUGUUCUCUCUCCACAUGACCACAAAAUUGGAGUUAAGUGCAAAACGAUUAACGCAAAAGGAAUUGGAAUUCUUCCUAAAAGGUUCAGUGUCAUUGGAAGCCGCUGAUGAAGAAUGUCCAGUCGGUUGGAUGUCCGAGAAGGGAUGGAAAGAUUUCCUGAAAUUAAGUGCUGAUUUUCCGGAUGUCUUUGGAAUGGUUUUGCAGCACUUCAGAGAACAUUUAGAUGAGUGGAAGGGCUGGCAAGAUCUUGAGCAACCAGAAGAAAGUCCAAUGCCUGGUGGAUUUUCGGAGAAGUUGAACAACUUUCAGCAACUCAUGUUUUUCCGAUGCUUCCGCGUCGAUCGAGUCUACAGCGUUACAAACAAGUACAUCGCAUCGACAAUGGGCGAGGAAUUCAUUACGCCACCGGUGAUAAGCUUCGAUGCCAUUUUUCAGCAGUCCGCAACCAUGAUGCCAAUUGUGUUUAUUCUAUCACCGGGUUCAGACCCAACCGCUGAACUUAUGAAACUGGCUGAACGCUGUCGAAUGGCUGAUGGCAAGUUCAAACACAUUUCGCUUGGUCAAGGACAGGAGAAGCAGGCUUUCGAAAUGCUGGAAUCGGCUGUGAAUCGAGGCGAAUGGUUGAUGUUACAAAACGGUCACUUGUUGGUGAAAUUUAUGAAAGAUCUGGAAAUCUGGUUGGAGAAGACUGAGAAAGCCCAUCCAGACUUUCGGCUGUGGAUCACCACCGAUCCCACUCCGACAUUCCCGAUCGGAAUUUUGCAGCGAUCGUUAAAGAUCGUGUUGGAGCCACCGAACGGACUUAAAUUGAAUCUACGAUCGACAUUUUUCAAAUUGAGAGACCAGUCUUUGGAUGAUUGUGAACAUCCAAACUAUAGGCCGCUGGUGUACGCUUUGGCUUUCUUCCAUGCGGUGGUACAGGAACGACGGAAGUACGAUAAACAGGGCUGGAACAUUUUGUAUGACUUCAACGAAUCCGACUUCAAUGUUUGCCUAGAGAUUCUGCAAGUCUAUUUGAACAAAUCAUUUAAAUUGGGCACAGCAAACAUUCAAUGGAACAGUCUCAAGUACUUAAUUGGAGAGGUGAUGUACGGCGGUCGAGUUAUUGAUGGAUAUGAUCGUCGCAUCGUCAAUACGUACAUGGAUGAAUACAUGGGCGAUUUUAUAUUCGAUUCGUUUCAACCAUUCCACUUCUACAGAAACGAUACCGUCGACUAUGCGAUACCGUAUGAAGCGGCGACCAAAAAGGAUUUCAUUGCGGCAAUAGACGAACUACCGCUAGCAAAUUCACCGGAAGUUUUUGGAUUACAUCCAAAUGCAGAGAUUGGUUACUAUACAUUAGCCGUGCGGGAUAUGUGGUCUCAUUUGAUUCAGUUGCAACCGCAAACAGGAGCGGUGGAAGGUGGCAUAAGUCAUGACGAAUUUAUCGAUAAUGUUGCAUCGGAUAUUCUAAAUAAAGUUCCGAAAUUGUUCGAAGUGUGGCGCAUAAAGAAAGCUCUUCAAAUGAAUUUGACACCGACGGGAGUGGUGCUGCUGCAGGAAUUAGAUCGUUUCAAUUUGUUGCUGGAACGAUUGGAGAAAACGCUCGUGCUGUUGAGAAAGGCCAUAUCCGGCGAAAUUGGUAUGGAUCAGACAUUGGACAACAUCUCAAAUUCACUGUACUAUGGUCAACUUCCGAACGACUGGCGAAAACUGGCACCAGCCACAUGUAUGCAACUAGGUGCUUGGAUGAAUCAUUUGCUGCGCCGUAACAAGCAAUACAAAUUUUGGUCAGCUUCAGAGGAGCCCGUUGUCAUGUGGUUGUCGGGCUUACACGUUCCAGAAAGCUACAUUACAGCUCUCGUACAGACUGCCUGUCGCAAAAAUCUGUGGCCUCUCGAUCGGUCUACGUUGUACACUUCAGUGACAGCUUUCGAAAAUGAAAACGAUGUUCUCGAGCGACAAGAGACUGGAUGCUACGUGUGUGGACUUUAUCUGGAGGGAGCCAGAUGGUCGAUAGCCGACAACUGUCUCGCUCGUUCACAUCCCAAACGUUUGGUCGAGCCGUUGCCAAUUAUGUCAAUCAUUCCAAUCGAAGCUCAUCGAUUGCUGUUGCAGAAUACUUUCUGUGCUCCCGUGUACACAACGUCUCAGCGUCGGAAUGCAAUGGGUGUGGGAUUGGUGUUUGAGGCGGAUUUAAGAACCGAGAGUGAUAUCAGUCAUUGGGUGUUGCAAGGUGUCUGCGUGACACUGAAUGCUGAUUAAUGGUUCGUUUUCUCGCGAAUGUCGUUGGAUGUGAUAAAAGGAAUUAUUAAAAAUUGAGCCAAUAAAAAAUUCUUGGAACGGAGGUAA
Bradysia coprophila is the source of this 14830-nucleotide messenger RNA. RefSeq names its product Dynein heavy chain at 89D (gene Dhc98D). Gene Ontology annotation, cellular component: dynein complex. Gene Ontology annotation, molecular function: ATP binding; dynein intermediate chain binding; dynein light intermediate chain binding. The record is from RefSeq and is a predicted model, not a curated record. Gene Ontology annotation, biological process: microtubule-based movement. Lineage: Eukaryota; Metazoa; Arthropoda; Insecta; Diptera; Sciaridae.